This is a messenger RNA of Entamoeba invadens IP1, 663 nucleotides long. RefSeq lists its product as hypothetical. The annotation marks the transcript as partial. The record is from RefSeq and is a predicted model, not a curated record. The transcript has 2 exons. NCBI's taxonomy places the organism in Eukaryota, Evosea, Mastigamoebida, Endamoebidae.
UUUAGCAUUUUAAUUCCGGAUUCAGUGACUUCUAUUGAUAAAUUCGCUUUUAUGGGGUGCCCAUUGACUUCAAUUGUUCUUUCUAAAAAUUUGCAUUCGCUUCCAGAUUGCGUGUUUUACGGCAAUCAUUUGGUUUCCUACACUGUUCCAGACAACAUUCAAAGUCUUGGCACGAAAGUAUUUGGACAACUAUCUGAUGAUGUUUUUGAUACUCCCCAAAACGUUAACAUAAGCGCAUUGACAUCAAUUGAAUUGUCCGAUAAUGUAACUUCAAUUGGAGAUGAAGCUUUCAGUGGAUUAGAUAAAUUGGUACACAUCAAAUUGUCGAGUAAAUUAACAGAACUCCCAGACGCAGCUUUUGCUAAUAAUUAUAGUUUGAAAAGUGUUGUUAUUCCAAUGAGUGUGACUAAAAUUGGAUAUAAGUGUUUUACUGGGUGUCCACUUGAUGGAGAAAAAGUAUUUAAAAUACCCAAAAAUGUUGAGGUGAUUGAGAUAGGUGCUUUUGGAAAUUGCAAAGCCUUAAAAGAAAUUAUACUUCCACCAAAAUUGAUGUAUGUGGACGAGAAAUUGGCUUUUGAGGGUUGCGACAAUCUGAAGAAAAUUGUUUACCCAAAGAACUAUGGAAAUAAUAUCGCGUUUGACGAUAUCUAUAAUGACGAUUAA